This is a messenger RNA of Hippopotamus amphibius kiboko, 2820 nucleotides long. RefSeq names its product lysosomal associated membrane protein family member 5 (gene LAMP5). Lineage: Eukaryota; Metazoa; Chordata; Mammalia; Artiodactyla; Hippopotamidae. Gene Ontology annotation, cellular component: membrane. The record is from RefSeq and is a predicted model, not a curated record.
AUGCAUAAAGGGGACCAACCGUAUGGUGAAAGAUUGAAACCAAAUUUUCAGUGGUUCCCAGGGAACCAGACUUUAGAUGGACCCAGAAUUGAGGCUUUCCCACACUGCGGCUUUCGCAACCCGUCUCCCAACCCACGGCCCUUUCUGGGGGCACUCGGAGGCCGAGUUCUGUUCUCCGCAGCAGCGGACUCAGAGGCCCAAGGAGAGGAGGAGGUGCCUGGAGCUCUGACAACCUCCACUGCACUCACAGCCCCGAGGUCCUCAGAGACCAGAGACAAGGCCCUUGUUCCCAGAGCAGAAAACCAGAGGAGAGAGAACUUCCCCUUUGGGGAGGGAGGGGAAUCUCGAGGGAUCCCCACAGUGUUUUUCAGGUGUGGGGCCUCCCAGAGUCCUCUCCUGGGCCUCCCAUCAGAGAAGAGCAGCGCCGCAGGCCCCCGGCUCCGCGUGCCGUCCACGUGGGACCUCACCCCGGGGGGGGAGGGGGCGCAGGAUCACCGUCCGGAGCGGGGACCCUCCGUGGAGAGGAGGCCCCUGCCGCCUCAGCUUCGAUGGUCUCUCAGCAGAGUUUCAAAACCUUGCCACGUCCCAGAGCGGUCCAAGGACCGACCCGCGCUCGGAGAGGAUGCCCGCGCGCGGCGAGGAUGCCUGAGCGUCCCUGGCUGUGGGGCGCAGCAUCCUCUCGACUUCUGCCCUGGAAGCUGGACAGGGCAUUUUUCCUCCGGUGCGGAUACCACCCUGGCAGCCGGCUUUGGAGCGGGCGUGGAGCUCACCUUUGCAAGUUUCCCUCUCACCGCUACACCGGGAGGGGCUGCGCGGUGGCGUCCAACGCUGGUGCCAGGCGCCCACGUCUUUCCCAGGCUGAGGUCGCCGCGAACUCCAGGCGGCCCGGCCGCAGCGCCCAGCUCUCGUCGUGCGGGCAGAAGCAGUCGGGUCUGCAGUCCGCAGCCCCAGCCCCGCCAAGCUCCAGACCUUGAGCAACCAGGCCCAUGUGCCUCAGUGCCCACCCAAAGCACUCGCAGCCGUGGACAGCUCCCUGGCCGCGCGGUCCUUUUCUCUGCAGUGAGCGGGCUCUCGUUCAGCCUGCCCGGGUCGGUGCUGUACUCCAUUCACUCCAAGUCCGCCCGCGCACACGGAACACGCGCUCCCUCCCUCCUUCCUCUCGGUGCCCCCGCCCCUCGCUCACCCCGGCUCACUCCUGCGGCGACUUUGAGGGAUUCCCUCUCGAGCGGCCUCUGCAGCAGCACCUCUGGCCUUAUUCACUGCUCAGCUAGCAUGCAUCUCCGAGGAAGAGCCGUUCUAGGCAUGGACAGACUUCGAGUUCUUCUGAUGCUGUUCCAUACAAUGGCUCCAAUCAUGGCAGAACAAGAAGUGGAAAAUCUCUCAGGCCUUUCCACUAACCCUGAAAAAGAUAUAUUUGUGGUGCGGGAAAAUGGGACGACGUGUCUCAUGGCAGAGUUUGCAGCCAAAUUUAUUGUCCCUUAUGAUGUGUGGGCCAGCAAUUAUGUGGAUCUGAUCACGGAACAGGCUGAUAUCUCACUGACCCGGGGAGCUGAGGUGAAGGGCCGCUGUGGCCACAACGAAUCGGAGCUGCAGGUGUUCUGGGUGGAUCGCGCGUACGCACUCAAAAUGCUGUUUGUAAAGGAAAGUCACAACACGUCCAAGGGACCCGAGACUACGUGGAGGCUGAGCAAGGUCCAGUUUGUCUACGACUCCUCGGAGAAGACCCAUUUUAAAGACGCAGUCAGUGCCGGGAAGCACACAGCCAACUCGCAUCACCUCUCUGCCUUGGUCACCCCAGCCGGGAAGUCCUAUGAAUGUCAAGCUCAGCAGACCAUUUCACUAGCCUCCAGCGAUCCGCAGAAGACGGUCACCAUGAUCCUGUCCGCGGUCCACAUCCAGCCCUUUGACAUCAUCUCUGAUUUUGUCUUCAGUGAAGAGCAUAAAUGCCCAGUGGACGAGCGGGAGCAGCUGGAGGAAACUUUGCCCCUAAUUUUGGGACUCAUCUUGGGCCUCGUCAUUGUAGUAACGCUGGUGAUUUACCACAUCCAUCACAAAAUGACUGCCAACCAGGUCCAGAUCCCUAGGGACCGAUCCCAAUAUAAGCACAUGGGCUAGGAGCCAUUAGGCGGACAGCCCCCAGCCCCCCUGCGCCGGCUGGAUCAGGUAGAGAAACAAAAGCACUUUCCACCUGUACAUGGGAUAUACCAACAUAGCUACAAUCAAACAGACCUGGGUAUUCAAGGCUUGCUUGGCCUGCAUCCAUGCUUAAACCCCGGGAUGGGGAUGAGGGAUUCUCUUGGAUUCACGGGAUGAAGGACAGUUGUUCCUUCCAUGCUGGGGAGUGGGAGAGAGGGGUCAGCCAGCUUCCAUGCUCAUGGUGGUUUGGCUUUCACUCUCCAAGGAGCAACACAUAAAACUCGGAGGGGUAUCUGACUCUGAAGUUUAGGGAUUGGAACCACACUUUGUUUGGAAAGACAGCCCUUAAGUUUCAAGAGGAAUACUGGAUGCUUUGCUCCCUUGAACACAGAUGGCUUACCUUAUACUGUCGUCAGUGCACACAAAGCACGGCCUCAUGCUCCCUGCAGCAAGACCCCUGAAAGUGACCCAUGCUUCUGGCUGGCGUUCUGCAUGUCUAGUGAUUGUUGUGGGAAUGUUUCACUGCCACCUGCACCCAGUGAAUUCACAGCACAAGAACCUGUUUAAUGUAACUAGGCAGAGUUGUUUGGACUUCAUAGUGUGUCAGGUCCAAGUAAGGGGACCUGAAGAAUCAACCCAUGUGAGUUUGUUUUUCAAAAUGAAUUAAAACGCACUACUGUCUAA